Molecule: messenger RNA, 6694 nt
Organism: Eleginops maclovinus (Patagonian blennie)
Lineage: Eukaryota; Metazoa; Chordata; Actinopteri; Perciformes; Eleginopidae
Gene: zbtb37
Product: zinc finger and BTB domain containing 37
Exons: 4
Coding region: 359-1861 (500 amino acids)
Biological process (GO): regulation of transcription by RNA polymerase II
Molecular function (GO): protein binding; DNA-binding transcription factor activity, RNA polymerase II-specific; RNA polymerase II cis-regulatory region sequence-specific DNA binding
Source: RefSeq, a predicted model, not a curated record
UUCCUGCAGCCUCGGCCCUCCUGCCGUAAAAAAAAGAAGGAAGAUGAGAAGCAGCCGCGGUAGGGCGCCGACACCGAGCCGAACCGGAACCGAAUCCCGAUCCGAACCCCCAGUCUGAGUCCAGAGGAACCAUGGCCGAGUUGCGGCCGCUGACAGACCGGAGCUCGGCUGCUGUUCCCCGGCCCUGAACCCGCCCCGGAGCCGCUGGAGACCCGGAGCCUGGAUAAGCUGCAGGGCCGAACCGAACCGAGCCGAGCCGAGCCGUCCUCUCCCGCCCUGAUGCUCAGCUGUCUGCAGAACUGAAGACUGCAACGUCCCUGAAACAAGAGCCGACCCCCCCUCCCCCUCAGGCUGCAGCAUGGAGCGCUCCGGCAGCGUUCAGCUGGACAUCCCGGACUUCAGUAACUCGGUCCUGUCUCACCUGAACCAGCUGCGCGUCCAGGGCCGUCUCUGCGACAUCGUGGUGAACGUGCAGGGCCAGAGCUUCCGGGCGCACAAGGUGGUUCUCGCCGCCAGCUCGCCGUACUUCCGCGACCACAUGUCUCUGGGCCAGAUGAGCACGGUGUCGCUGACGGUGAUCCGGAACCCGACGGUGUUCGAGCAGCUGCUGAGCUUCUGCUACACCGGGCGCCUCUGCCUGCAGCUGGCCGACAUCAUCAGCUACCUGACGGCCGCCAGCUUCCUGCAGAUGCAGCACAUCAUUGACCGCUGCACGCAGAUCCUGGAGGGGAUCCACCUGAAGAUCAGCCUGGCCGACCUGGACGAGGGGGAGGAGGAUCGGGGGGGGCGGGGCGGCAGGACGCUUGAGGCCGCGGUGCGAGCUGGAGCUCAUCAUGCCGGGCUGCGACUGAUCAGCACCCGGGGGGGAGCCGAGUGCGAAGCCAUCAGCCCCGCCGACGAGCCGCUCAGCCCCCCACCACCGGUGGAGCACAGCGGGCUGGAGGGGGGGGCCACCACCGCCGGACGCAAAGAACCCAUCCUCCGCAUCAACCGGGCCGGGCAGUGGUACGUGGAGACCAGCAGCGAGCCGGAGAGAACCGGCAGCUCGGAGGAGGGUGGCGGCACCGAGCGGGUUCGGAUAAAGACAGAGAGGAUGGAGGAGUGGAUCGGAGCGGGGGGGCACCAGGAGGAAGGGGAGCCGCUGGGGGAGGAAACCACCGUCAUGAUCGACACUUCGGGGCGCAGUACGCUGGUGACCGGGUCGGGAGGGCGGGGGGCGACCGGCAGCGCACAGCCAUCCUCCAGCUUCAGCGAGACGGAAAGGUUCAGUCCCACGGGCAGUGUGGUGGUCAUCGCCGAGCGUCAGAGAGCGAAGAGUGAGUCUCCCAGCCGAGCGGACGACCUGCGACAGCCUCAGGGCGAGGAGCAAGCCUCCUUCGAUAUGGGCGGCUACGAGGAUUACCUGAGGGAGCAAGUGGGCGACCGCUGGUUCCGCUACAACCCGCGGCUCACCUGCAUCUACUGCUGCAAGUCCUUCAACCAGAAGGGCAGCCUGGACCGCCACAUGCGGCUGCACAUGGGCAUCACGCCCUUCGUGUGUCGCAUCUGCGGGAAGAAGUACACCCGCAAGGACCAGCUGGAGUACCACAUCCGCAAGCACACGGGCAACAAGCCCUUCCACUGCCACGUCUGCGGCAAGAGCUUCCCCUUCCAGGCCAUCCUCAACCAGCACUUCCGCAAGAACCACCCGGGCUGUGCUCCCCAGGAGGCCCAGAGCGCAUCGCCCGAGACCACCACCACCUCCGUCACCUCCAGGGGGGGGCCCAGCGACGAGGCCUCGCCCAGCCAGGAGGAAGGUGAGGGCGGUGGGACGUACGGAGAGGGACCCCAAGCCUCCGUCUCCACCACGGGGCCCGACUGACCCCGACAGAACUGUCUCCGCUUUAAACCACAUCUACCUUCACAAAGCAACCCAACAGAUGAAGCUCAACGAAGAAACGCCACACACUCCAACAACCUCAGUCGCCACGCCACGUGGGUCUUUACGUUACAGAUUUCUACUUUUAUAUUUACAGUUUCAGGCUCAACAGACAAACUGCUCAGUGCCAGUCCAACACUAAAACCUUCAUAUCUGCCUCGAGACAAUCCAGAGCGGCGCGGGUAAUGUUAAUAUUUAUAGAAGUAAUCCUGCGCGCUCUCUAAAGUCCCACACCGGCAAAAAAACAUUUAGAUGCACAAAAGGUCUGACUGUUAAAGCUCCUGUGUGAUCAGAGUUUCCUUUCUCAUGAAGCUGAGUGGAGAUCUCAGUGCUCUCCAUUAGUUUGUAUUAUCGAUCCUUUGAAUGAUCGAUCUAGGAGAGUAACUUCAAGGAGACACCUUCAAACAUCUUUUUCUGUCCGAGCCAAGAGUUUAAGUUUCCUGUAAGAAGGUAAAGAACUUCAGUCAGGAAAACCAGAAGGGCCGAGCUUUCCAGGGUUUCCCAUGGUCUUCUUUAGUGAAGCAGACCUGCUCAGCUGUCAUCAGGUAAUCCAAGUAAAGGACUUUAACCCUCAUUUAUUAAAGUCCAACGUUACCUCUCAGCCUGUUUAACACUGAGAGCCAAGAAGGUCAUGGGAGUAAAACUCCAGGAACUUAAAUAUUAUCAUAUCUCAGCAACAAACUCAGAAAUAAAAGCAAAGUAGAGAACUCUGAUCACAUGGGAUUACCUAAUUUGGCUGUAAAAUACACCAUUCAGAUUUAUUGAUGGAUAGUUAGGGCUGUACCGAGCACAACACACAUUAACAUGUUGUUCUCCAAACAAAAUAGAGUAUGUAGUGAAGGAGUUAUGGCUUUUUUAUCAGAACCAGGAGGAAUUACAUUUGGUGUUCCGCAGGGAUCCAUCUUAGAGCUCUUUAUCUCACGUAUGUAAAUGAUACAUGUAUCUGCAGGUUGAUUGUGGGCUCCUUCUGGAUCCGGAUAACUCAGCUUGCAUUUUUUGAAAAAAGGUCCAUUUUUAUCAAUAAUAGAAUAAAAUAUAGAUGAUUUUGAAGAUAUUGGGAUCAGAUUGGGUCCAGGAGAAAUCACAUCGGGUGUUCCCCAGGGAUCAACUUUAGGACCCCUACUGAUUCUCUCAUAUAUGUCAGUUAUGAUAAAUCUGGAGUUGAUUGGAAGCUCUUUCUGUAUGCUGACGAUUCAGUUGCAUACUUUACUUUUCAUUUUCUCCGGUUUGCAUUUACUCAAAAAGAUAGAUGCAAUUAAUUCCAAAAUUCACAAAAGAUUUGAUCCAACCGAAUAUUAUGCAUCAAAUCCAUGUCUGCAAUGCUUAAGCUUUCCCCCCUCGCUGUUAGCUAGCUAUCUAACAGCGCCAUACAUACAUUUAUAGGACCCCAGUAUUCAAACCACAGUGACAGACUGUAAACACUAAGGCUCGGUACAGCCCUACGGAAGCCUCAGAGUUUGUGAGGCUCUGGUUCACCUGGCAGCCUGUUGACGAAGAUAAGCUACACCGCUCAGUUACCUCUCAUCACGACGCAAUACAGCUGCUGCCCCGCACAGCACCACCGGGGGGCGCUCUCACCACAGGGCCCCCGCAGACUUCUCAGAUAUUUUUAUAAACAAGCAUGACUCCUUUCUGUUGUUUUUCUUGGACACUUUUUUUGCUCUGACAAUGUGUGUACCGGACGAGGAGGCCGAGUCACGACCCGACCAGGGAACUCCCUGUUUGGGACGCGUUCAAUCUGCUGCACAUCCGCGAGGGAAACAGCGCGUAAGCUAUGGGGUCCGAAAGAUCGCAAUACCGCGUGUCGUAAAACAAUAUCGAUUUAGAUUUCAGGAGUUUCUCGGAUAGCGGAUUCUAUUUGUGGUAGAACAUGUUACAUUUACGACGUGACACCGAAAAGGACACCGUAGUGUAAGGGCGCAACCGUGAACCGUGAACCAGGGUGUUCUGCAUACGCCGAUGUAUUCUGUAUACUCGGAUAGUUAGGAGAAUACGUUAACACGUUCCUUUCCGAUCUGCUAUUAGCUAUUGCUUUCCUCAGCUCAGUGAUUCUCGUUGAUUGAAAUAUUUGCUUUAGGCUCAAAAUGGUGCAACUUGUCGCCACGAUCAGACUACAGGUCUUUUCUUAACGCCAGCUGUUGAUUGUUAGUGCUUGAUUUUCCAUCGUGAUGAUUGUCCGCACGACAUCCACAUCGGCCGGUUCCUAACUACACAACUUUUGAAAUAGCUUAGAAUUACAACCUGAAAUGUAUCUACACCUGCCCGCCCUGAUACCGAUGUCCCCAGCGUCCUCUUUGGGGCUUCAUGCGCAGUUUGAUGUGCUGAAGAACGGAGGCAGGUCGACGUUUCAAAUGCAGUUUGAUAUCAUAAACGAAAUGCAAAUCAACAUAACUAAAAACAGCUGGACCUCAGAACCUUCCGAACCUAUAACCAGCGGACGGUCCCGUGCAGCAGAGGUGAUGCGUCCCGGGGUCGGGUCAGUGACCUGGGGGGGGGGGGGGGACAGGAUGGAUGUAUUUUCCGGACCACGGAGCCGAACUGAAACCCUCCACAGGUCCCAGAUCAGGGACAGGAGGGCGGCGGGUCCGGACACCAAAGGAAAGAGGACGAGGAACUUCAGCACUUAUCAGAGAGGGAGGAUCAAACGUUUUAUAAGAACAGUAUAGAUCACAUAUUAUCAGACUAUUUAAACUACGAUGUUCAUUUGUUUUUGCAUAAUGUAAGUCAGCUGGUAGCACGUGGAGCGGCGGUUUCGGUUUUUCUACAGCGCCGUGAGUCUGACGUUUUUAUGCAAGAAGCCAGCGGCUGUGACUCUUCAGGCUAACACAGGAACCUUCAGGUAUUCAGACUCUGUCCGUCAGCCGGACGUUAACUCCCGUAGCAGGGCGCUAAAGGCUACACCUCAGAAACCUGUCAGAAACCGGGGGGGAGGGGGGGGGGGGAGGAGUCCUGCGAGUCAAAACCCAGGGCUGGGCAACAUAGAACAACUGUUUCCAAUGCACCAACCACACAACCUCUGUCCAAUGCACCAUGGCAACCGAAAAUACUGCUCUCUGAUUGGCUGACAGGCAUUCGUUAAACUCCUGUUAGCUUACAUGCACACUGAUCUUUAUACUGAGUAAUGUCAUGAAUCUGAUACGGGUCAUGCAAACAGCAUAUUCAUGUAUUGUUCCCUGUUCUGAAUGCAGUAUUCUCAGAGGAAGGUUUAUUAUUCAGGUUUCAGGAGAAUGAUGUACAUGUUUGCAGCACGUUCACAGUAAGAGGCUCAGUGUGUGUUCUCCUGCAGAGCCGUAGGAAAGAUUUAGAAACUUGUGAAGCGUAUUGUAGGAACUGUGGCUUUGUGUUGCUGAUCGUUAGCUGAUGAAGUGAAAUGGUGCAUCAGGAUGAACAAAGAACUCAAAGAAAACCUUCUCACAAGCUAAAACGUGCCAUGUUGCCCAGCUCUGACAGGAACAGAAAGUCCUGCAGGAACAAACAGACUGAACUCAUUCAGAGGAACAGAAACAGAGUCUGAAAAUAACUCGACAAGUCUGACCGAGUCCACGCGUGCACAGGCUUCUCUUUCUGAGUUCUGGCCUCUUAUGCUCAUGCAGACGCUGUUUUAAGUCACUUAACAACCUCUUUAAGUCUCCCUUUAUCUCCCCUGCCAACAGGACCUUUCAGAUGUUUACACAUUAAUGUUCUGAAUCUUCAUCAACAACUCUCCCACCUCACAGACUUCCUCUGACAGCAGUUUUACGGCUUCUUUACAAACCAAACGAAGGUUAAAAACCCCUGAGUCUGUGUGGACCAGGCCUUUAUAUCGCUGCUGAUCAACAUACUUGGGGUUGAAUUUGGUCAGCAGUGAUAUUUGACAGACUGAAUACUUCUGUCCUCUCUGCUCAUCAUUUUUAUAACUCAGUUAAAUUCACAAAUCGCUGCUUCCAGAUCAGAUGCUGGACUCAAGUCCAGUACCGCCCGGAGGAACCUGGAGGAGGAAAACUCGGAUCAGAGUAAUAACGACAAUAGGAGGUAGAAUAAAAGACGUGCGGGGUGAGGGUGUAGUAUCAGAACAGUCUGCAAAGUGGAUUAAACGUACAUUUCUAAAAGAAAGUGAUUUCAUUUGAUUGAUUUUAGAUAUUUAGUUCUCUAUAAUUUAUACACAGUCUUGGUGUGUUUAAAUUACUCGCAGCAUAAUCAAGUAUAGAUUUCUCUUCAAAUGAUCGAUAGACAUCCAAACUUCAGGCAGUAAGUAAAACGCUUGUGUCUGAACUGAUAUUUUGAGCACCAAAUAUAAAAUGUGAAUAACGUGUCUGAUGACUUUGUGAAGUUUCGAAUCAACACUGAAGCUUAAAGUGAAAGUUUGAAACUCACAGUCCGACUCUUCCUCCUCCUCCUGGGUUCUUCGUCUCAGUUAAACUGUGAAAACAGCUCAACCUCAUCUUCAUCGGUUUACUUCACCACAAACGCCAAACGUUGCUUUCACGUCUCCUCAGCUCCUGGCUUGUUAUUAUUUUGAUCAGAUGUUUUACGAUAUGAUAUCCAGUUUGACCACAACAUGCCUAAUUACAAAUCAUUUAGCUAUAUUCACUUAAUGAGAUUACUCUUUACCGUUGAUUCCUCAAAGUAUAUCCUAAUAUAUCGAUGCAGAAGAAGAGUCACAAAGAAACGUUUAGUAAAUUAACUUUUAAUACUGUACAUGUUAUUUUAAAGAGGAGGUACUUAACACGUGUUGUAGGAACCGGAAAGGUUUUAUGUGAAAAUCCUUUAUGUUGCAUGUCUCUGUUGGUGGAGGGA